CAGACACACCGAAAAACAGAGUGAAAAAAAACAGUGUGUGUAUGAGGAAACUAUACUUCCUCUUUCAAGUGUGAAGGUUCUCUCGUCCGUUAAAAGCGUGUGAGGUUCUUGCUGAGACAAACCCUGCUGAUUAUUCGACAACAAGGAUGCACAUUUUGUGUGCCGCGUUGCUUUUGGCCUUUCUGGUCCUCAGCCACUCUUCAUCUGCCCUAAAUAAGCUGUGGGAAGAGUGGAAAAUCAAACAUAGCAAGGUUUAUGAUAAUCAGACUGAGAUCGUUUUUAGGAGAGCAAUAUGGGAGAAGAACAUACUGCUGGUGUUGAGACACAACCAGGAGGCCUCAGCAGGAAAACACAGUUUCACAAUGGGAGUCAAUCAUUUGGCUGACAUGACAGCUGAUGAAAUCAAUGAGAAGAUGAACGGCCUGAAGCUGGAGGAAGCAGUUCAAUUCGGAAAUAGCACUUUUAAGGAAGUGAGUGGCUUAUCGGUGCCUCAGAGUGUGGACUGGAGGAAGUACGGUAUGGUCAGUCCAGUCCAGAACCAGGGGUUAUGUGGGUCCUGCUGGGCCUUCAGCUCUUUGGGAGCUCUUGAGGGCCAGAUGAAGAAGAAAACAGGGGCCCUUGUUCCCCUGAGCCCACAGAACCUGGUGGACUGCAGCACCAACGACGGUAACCUCGGCUGCAGAGGAGGAUACAUCUCUAAAUCCUACAGCUACAUCAUCCGCAACGGAGGCGUCGACUCGGAGAGCUUUUACCCCUACGAACACCAGAAUGGGAAAUGUCGGUAUUCUGUCAUGGGAAAGGCCGGCUACUGUGCGAACUUCCACAUCCUCCCACAAGGAGACGAGAAGGCUCUGCAGGCUGUAGUUGCGUCAGUGGGGCCGGUCGCUGUGGCCGUUAACGCCAUGCUGCCAUCUUUUCAUCUCUACAGAGGAGGUUUAUACAAUGUGCCCAACUGUAACCCAAGGUUCAUAAAUCACGCUGUCCUGGUUGUGGGCUACGGCACAGACCGAGGACAGGACUUCUGGCUUGUGAAAAACAGUUGGGGAACUGCGUGGGGAGAAGAAGGCUUCAUUCGAAUUGCCAGAAACAUGAAGAAUCUCUGUGGCAUUGCCAGCUUUGCGGUCUACCCAACGCUGUGAAAAAAUGGGACCCGUCACCUGAAUCAUCUUGGUAGAAUUUAGGUUAUCUCAUUUAUUUAUUUAAUAUCAGAGACCACAUGUUUGUUAUUUCCAUCUUUAAUAAUGGCACUGCAGACGCUGCCUGUCCUGAAAGUCUGUCCCGAAAAACAACUCUUUCUCACUGAUGUUUUUGGUGUUUUGAAUGAAUUCUUAUAAGAUGUCUGAGUUUCCCUUCAAUAAGCUCCCAUCUCUUAUUCUCUGUCAUUUUGAAAAAAAGAUUGCUUGCUUUGAAUGUUUAAAAUGUCUUUUUAUAUAUCAUGUAGGUACACUGUAUUUUAUAUACGCGAUUCAUUUAUUUAAAUAUUAAUAUUUAAAUAUUGUCUCAACUUUCUGUCUGUAUAAGUGCACACUUGAACUCUUGACAAUAAAGAAAUAUCAA
Molecule: messenger RNA, 1557 nt
Organism: Morone saxatilis (striped sea-bass)
Lineage: Eukaryota; Metazoa; Chordata; Actinopteri; Moronidae
Gene: ctss1
Product: cathepsin S, ortholog 1
Exons: 8
Coding region: 147-1139 (330 amino acids)
Biological process (GO): immune response
Cellular component (GO): lysosome
Molecular function (GO): cysteine-type endopeptidase activity
Source: RefSeq, a predicted model, not a curated record